CGGCGCGAUCCUUGAACUCUCCGCGCCACAUGGGCCGCGCGGGGAGCGGUUUCUUGGGCUGCUCCGCCGCUUAUCUCCCCCGGGAACGGCCCCUCCGGCAUAAAUAGCGGCCGUGGGGCAGCGCGGCUCAGACGGGACGAGCAGCGGCGGGACGGAGCCGGUUCAGCGCCAAGAUGAGAGCCGUGGUGGUGGCCCUCGCCCUGCUCUGCCUGACGGGCACCCAGGCCCGCUCCUUCUGGCAGCAUGACGAGCCCCAGGCGCCCCUGGACCGCCUCAAGGACAUGGUGGAGGUGUACCUGGAGACCGUGAAGGCCAGCGGCAAGGAUGCCAUCUCCCAGUUCGAGUCCUCGGCCGUGGGCAAGCAGCUGGACCUGAAGCUGGCCGAUAACCUGGACACGCUGGGCGCAGCCGCCGCCAAGCUGCGGGAGGACAUGGCCCCCUACUACAAGGAGGUGCGCGAGAUGUGGCUGAAGGACACGGAGGCUCUGCGCCAGGAGCUGACCAAGGACCUGGAGGAGGUGAAGGAGAAGAUCCGUCCCUUCCUGGACCAGUUCUCUGCCAAGUGGACGGAGGAGCUGGAGCAGUACCGGCAGCGCCUGGCGCCCGUGGCGCAGGAGCUGAAGGAGCUCACCAAGCAGAAGGUGGAGCUGAUGCAGGAGAAGCUGACCCCGGUGGCCGAGGAGGCGCGGGACCGCCUGCGCGGGCACGUGGAGGAGCUGCGCAAGAACCUGGCUCCCUACAGCGACGAGCUGCGGCAGAAGCUGAGCCAGAAGCUGGAGGAGAUCCGGGAGAAGGGCAUCCCCCAGGCCGCCGAGUACCAGGCCAAGGUGGUGGAGCAGCUGGGCAACCUGCGCGAGAAGGUGACGCCGCUGCUGCAGGACUUCAAGGAGCGCCUCACCCCCUACGCCGAGAACCUCAAGGCUCGCUUCAUCACCCUCCUGGAUGACCUCCAGAAGAGCGUGGCCUGCACCGUGACAGCGGGAGGGGAUCUGGGGGGUUCCCAUCCCGUCCCCCUUCCCCCCCCCCGGCGCUACGCGGCCGAUGUCCCCUUCCAGAGCUGCACCAGCUGCUCCUUGAACCGCGCCAGCCGCUGCUUCGCCAGCUCCGCGUUGUCCGAGAGCCACCGCCUGCAGGGACAAGGGACGGGCGCGCUCUUGGCCAUGGCCGAUGCUUUCUGCGCGUACUCCUGCACCUUCCGCACCAGCGCCUCGGGCUCCCCGGGCUCAUCGGCCCCUGCAAGCACAACAGCACAGCACCGCAGGACCGCAGUGGUGGCAGAGCAGGCAUCCCCAGCACUCAGGAUGUCUCCCAAGGCGGCCGCCCUCGUCCUGGUGCUCCUGGUGGUGUCAGGAGCCCGGGCUGAUGUCAACCCGGACGAGGUGGCCAGCGUGCUCUGGAAGUACUUCACGGAGCUGGGCAGCAACGCCAAGGACACGGUGGAGCAGCUGCAGCAAGCUGAGAUCACCAAGCAGCUCAACACCCUGCUGGAGAGCAACCUGCAGAGCGUGAACUCGUACGCCGAGGACCUGCAGCGGCGCCUGGUGCCGUUCGCCACGGAGCUGCAGGCGCGGCUGGCGCAGGACUCGCAGCGCCUCAAGGAGCAGAUCCGCCGGGAGCUGGCCGAGCUGCAGGCCAAGCUGGCGCCCUACGCCGACGAGGUGCACCAGCAGAUCGGCACCAACAUCCGCCAGCUCCAGGCCAGGAUGAGCCCCUACGCCGAGGAGCUGCGCUCGCAGGUGGACCGCGGCGCCGGGGACCUACGGCGGGCGCUGGAGCCCUUGGCGGCCGAGCUGCGGGCCCGGCUGCAGGGCAGCACUGAGGACAUCCAGGCCUCGCUCAGCCCCUACGCGGAGCGGCUGCAGCAGCAGAUCGACGGCGGCGUGGAGAGCCUCAAGGAGCGCCUGGCGCCCUUGGCCGAGGAGCUGAAGGCGCAGGCGGGCAGGAGCGUGGCGGAGCUGCGGCGGGGGCUCAGCCCCUACGCGCAGGAGGUGCAGGAUGGGCUCAACCGGCAGCUCGAGGCGCUGACGGCGCAGAUGGAGCGCGCGGCCGAGGAGCUGCGUGCGCGCCUGGAGGCCAGCUCGGAGGAGCUGCGGGCUCAGCUCUCGCCGCUGGCGCAGGAGCUGCAGCGGGCGGCCGGCGGCGAUGCCCAGGGCCUGCGGGAGCGCCUGGCACCGCUGGCGCAGGAGCUGGAUGAGCGCGUGGGGCAGACGCUGGAGGCGUUCCGGCAGCGGGCAGCCACCUUCGGGGAGGCGCUGGGGCAGGAGCUGGUGCAGCGCGUGGAGGCCAUGCGGGGCAAGCUGGAGUCGGGCGCUGCCGGCGUCGAGGACCACAUGGAGCUGCUGGAGAAGGAGGUGCGGGACAAGGUGGCCGCCUUCCUCAGCACCGCGCAGCCCGCUGCGGACUGAGCCCCCGAUGGCGCCCGGUGCGGGGCCGGCUCCUCGUGGCACGAAUAAACCCGUGUGUGUGAUGCACA
This is a messenger RNA of Pezoporus occidentalis (night parrot), 2473 nucleotides long. RefSeq lists its product as uncharacterized. Gene Ontology annotation, biological process: triglyceride homeostasis; lipoprotein metabolic process; regulation of intestinal cholesterol absorption. Gene Ontology annotation, cellular component: chylomicron; high-density lipoprotein particle; blood microparticle. Gene Ontology annotation, molecular function: phosphatidylcholine-sterol O-acyltransferase activator activity; phosphatidylcholine binding. NCBI's taxonomy places the organism in Eukaryota, Metazoa, Chordata, Aves, Psittaciformes, Psittacidae. The record is from RefSeq and is a predicted model, not a curated record. The transcript has 10 exons. Bases 174 to 2405 code for a protein of 743 amino acids.